This is a messenger RNA of Agelaius phoeniceus (red-winged blackbird), 1070 nucleotides long. Lineage: Eukaryota; Metazoa; Chordata; Aves; Passeriformes; Icteridae. The record is from RefSeq and is a predicted model, not a curated record.
AUGGCCUGUGAGAUAAAUACACAUCUAAUUGAUGUUGAGGAUACCUUUCAGCAAUACGUGAAGCCAGAGAUUAAUCCCAAGCUUUCAGACUUCUGCAUCAGUCUGACAGGAAUAACCCAGGACAUUGUUGACAAAGCUGAUAUUUUUCCUCAAGUUCUGCAGAAUGUUGUAGAGUGGAUGAGACAACGAGAACUGGGAACAAAGUACAGCUAUUCCAUGUUGUCUGAUGGAUCUUGGAAUAUGAGUAAAUUUUUGAACAUCCAGUGCCAUAUUAGCCGUAUCAAAUACCCUUCUUUUGCCAAAAAGUGGAUCAAUAUUCGCAAAUCAUAUGGGAACGUCUACAAGGUUCCUAGGAAUCAGACCAAGCUGACAAUCAUGCUUGAAAAUCUGGGCAUGAGUUACGAUGGGAGACCUCACAGUGGACUUGAUGACUCUAAAAACAUUGCAAGGAUCGCUGUAAGGAUGCUGCAGGGCUGUGCCCUGCGGGUGAAUGAGAGAAUUCACGGUGGGCAGCUGAUGACAGUCUCCUCCUCAGGCCCCUUAGAGGGAGCCCCUGCUCCACAGAUGCCCCGCUACAGAAACUAGCAAGCAGGUCAGGGCUCUGCCCCGGGGCUGCCCUCACAUACCGCUAAAGACUCCAGAGCUUAUUGAAUGGCCACCUCUGCCAGCUUGUCUGCCGUGCAGAACCCUAAAGCACCUUAACGAAUCAUCUCUGACGAAAUAAAGAGGAGCACGGAAGCUGUUUGUUCUUUGAAGCCUAUUACAGCAAUUUCUUUUUGUACUGAUGACUUCUGUUGUUGUUUCCAACUUUGCUUAGCAGUGAGGUUGAUAUCUGGAAUCCAGACAAAGUGUUAAGCUUUUAAGAAGGUGUCAUUUGAACACCUGCAAAGAGGGAUUGGGCCUGUGUGCUGCUGUACUACCCCAGCCUGUGGGCACUAUUUGUUCACUGUGAUGUACUCCAAUGAUAUCUAGCAUCUGCUUAUUCAUUGCACACAAAUAAGCCAUUCCUGGAAGAACUGAAAGAGCAGUGGUUGGGCUGGCCCUUCCUGAUGAGGCACUCUGCUAAGGGU